Messenger RNA from Esox lucius (northern pike), 1437 nucleotides. RefSeq names its product alkaline phosphatase, intestinal, tandem duplicate 2 (gene alpi.2). Gene Ontology annotation, cellular component: plasma membrane. Gene Ontology annotation, molecular function: alkaline phosphatase activity. The transcript is spliced from 11 exons. The record is from RefSeq and is a predicted model, not a curated record. NCBI's taxonomy places the organism in Eukaryota, Metazoa, Chordata, Actinopteri, Esociformes, Esocidae. The coding region runs from base 61 to 1377 and encodes 438 amino acids. Gene Ontology annotation, biological process: dephosphorylation.
GUUCAUAAAGGGAGCUGGAGAACUCCAACACAUUCUUCAGAUGGUAUCAUAGUUCUCAUCAUGGUUGGUCAACACACCUUAACUACGGUGGGAUUAAUCUUGUUUCUAUCGCUGGACUGGACGUUGUCAGUGAUUCCAGAGCGUGAGGUGCACCCAAGCUUCUGGAACAAUAAGGGAAAGCAGGCCCUGCACUCGGCCCUGAGUUUGAAGCCCAAUGUUCACCGGGCUAAGAAUUCUAUUCUGUUCCUGGGAGAUGGCAUGGGGAUCCCCACGGUGACAGCAGCACGCAUCCUCAAAGGACAGAUGAAGGGCGGAACCGGCGAGGAAUUUGUUCUGGCCAUGGACACCUUCCCGUACCUUGCUCUAUCUAAGACGUACAACGUGGACCAGCAGAUGCCCGACAGCGCCGGCACGGCAACAGCCUACCUAUGUGGAGUGAAGGCCCGAUACGGCACCUUGGGCCUGAGUGCGUCCGCGAUCCGCAAGAACUGUAGCAGUACCUUCGGCAACGAGGUCAACUCCGUCCUUCACCGCGCCAAGAUGGCAGGGAAGUCGGUUGGAAUCGUCUCCACGGCCCGCGUGCAGCACGCCUCACCGGCGGCCAGCUACUGUCAUUCUGCCGACCGAAACUGGUACUCCGACUCAGAUAUGACCGCCGCAGACAUCCAGGCAGGGUGCCGUGACAUCGCUUAUCAGCUGGUCCACAACACUGACAUCAACGUCAUUCUCGGUGGAGGACGCAAGUAUAUGUUUCCUAAAACAGUAAAGGACCCAGAGUACGCAUCGUCCGCAGGUGUCCGUGGCGACAAUGUUGACCUCACCGCUGUGUGGCUUAGCAACAAAAAGAAUGCAAAGUACGUGUGGAACAAAGCUGAGUUUGACACUGUGGAUCCUGAAAAAACAGACUACCUCAUGGGCCUGUUUGAGCCAGGCGACUGUCGCUAUGAGCUGGAACGUGACUCGAAGAAGGACCCCUCUCUUACUGAAAUGGUUGAAAAAGCCAUCAGGAUCCUCAGUAGAAAUCCCAAAGGCUACUACCUCUUCGUGGAAGGGGGGAGAAUUGAUCACGGCCACCAUGCCAGUAAAGCCAAACAUGCCCUGACGGAAGCGGUGGAGUUUGACAAUGCCAUCGAGCGGGCGGCAGAGAUGACCAGUGAGCUGGACACGCUGUCCGUAGUCACGGCUGACCACUCUCACGUCUUCUCCUUCGGAGGUCACUCCGCCAGAGGGAACCGGGUCACAGGACUGAGCAGUAACAAGGGUGAUGAUAACAAGACUUUUACCACCUUACUCUACGGAAACGGACCUGGAUAUAAGCUAGUAAAUGGAUCACGUCCAAACGUGGCUGAGACAGAAGCAGGUUUUCAAUUUAAAUAACUGCACACAUUAUUCAUUCUCCUCUUCCUGGCACCUCUCUUGGCCCUACGCUCCUUCAGC